UACGUUAAUUGUACAUACUUUUUAAUCCGCCAGGCAGUACCUCCCUGUCUCUCAGAGGACAACAUUCUUCAACAAAAAGCUUGGGUACAGAGCACAUCAAAUAUCUUACGAUAAAUUGGACUUGCAGUAGUCGAUACACACGAGGAUCCAGAGUGUCGCCGACCUCCAUCUUGUCACGUUAAAUUACUAACAGUCAUGGCUUCAAAAUCCGGCCAAUCAAUUAUCAAAGCACAGUAUCAUUUUAGACCAAAAGGACAGCAAAAGUGUGAGGUCCACAAACAAAAUGAUGUCGUAUUUUUAUGUCAGGAAUGUAAAAUGUUAAUCUGUACAAAGUGUUCUAUUACCCUCCACAAACAACACAUUGACAGUUUUCUGGAGAUAUCUGACAUCAAAACACGACACAAUCUAAUACUCCAGGACUUUUUCAAUGAGACAGAAAAUGUAAAUUUUCCAAAACUAAACCAAGAAAUCAUUUCAUCUCGAACAAAACUGACUUCAAGUAAACCUUUGUACGAUAAACUUCGCAAAAAUAUCAUCGACAAUACUAAAAAAUGUAAGUUAGAGUUAGACAAAAUCACUGAGGAUUAUAUCGCACUUUGUGACAAGAUGGAGGUGGCGGCCAUGGACCUAAUACAGACCCACAUCACAGACCUGGAGAGUAGACUGAAAACUUUGAGGGAACUCUCAUCAGAGUAUAAACAGACUCUCCAGACAGGAACCGGUGUACUCGUGUACGACUCGGUAACAGAAAUCCGGGAAAUGGAUCAAGACAUCCCACCAACACCUAACAUAGACAUGGCACAGUUUACUCCGGGUAUAGACAGACUAAGUCACCUAAAACAGGCACUCGGGAACCUCAAACUUCCUACUGACCAUCUCCAGGCAGGAUCGGCAACUAGUGGUCACUCCGACCAACGUCCAGUAGUCCGACCAAAACAGUCUACAGAGACUGGUCAAGCGUCCACUGGAGAGGUCCGGUACAAACUUCGUGACCGUCCAACCGUCAUGUCCCAGUUCCCAUACCCGUAUGUCAUCACAUCGAUCUGUCCUACAUCUGAUGGACGUGCGUGGCUGUGUGACUGGACCGACACAGUAAAUCUCAUCGACAACCAAGGUCAGGUCAUACAGACGAUACAACACAGCAGUAACAUACAGGACAUCAGUGUGGACCCCACCACAGGUCGUCUGUGGUUCUGUUGUUUUACUGAUAACACUAUCUGUGAAGUAUCUACACCAUCUACACCAGUCACAAGAUUCACUACAGAGGAUGUCCCAGUCCGUCUGUGUGUGACCAGCGAGGGUCGGGUAGUGGUGGGUACACGGGGUAGACAGGGGUACAAGGUGGGGGUGUAUACAGUGGACGGUCAGGUGUUACAUACACACACUGUGGAGGGGGUAGUACGGUCAAUAUCACAAUGUGAUGUUACAGGUAAUAUAGCUGUAGUAGUGGGUUAUAAACGUAAGUGA
This is a messenger RNA of Pecten maximus, 1467 nucleotides long. RefSeq lists its product as uncharacterized. The record is from RefSeq and is a predicted model, not a curated record. NCBI's taxonomy places the organism in Eukaryota, Metazoa, Mollusca, Bivalvia, Pectinida, Pectinidae. The transcript has 2 exons. The coding region runs from base 196 to 1467 and encodes 423 amino acids. Gene Ontology annotation, molecular function: protein binding; zinc ion binding.